CCAAGUGUCGCAAUUCCGGCUGAAGAAUAAACCAGAAGAACUCGCUCGGAACAGGGCGCAGUUGCGUCCAUAAUUGCUUCUUCCACCCUACGCAAGAGCACUACUUAGGGUCUAAAAAUAAUGGCUUCAGCGCGCUACCUAGUUCACUCGGUAUCACCGGGAACGCGAUUCGCGACGUGAACGCUGCCUUUGCCUCGGUAUUGGGGCGCGCACAGUAUGCUGGGAAUGCGCGUUCCCGAGACGAACGGUCAUCUUUAAACCCCAGAGAGAGUCCGCUUCCGUUUAGCGCCACGACUCCGAGCGGCGGAUCCGCACUAAGCCUUUGCGCUCUACGGCGCUCCCGGCUCGGGCUUCACACACCGUCAGACAGGCCGUAUUGUUUAGAUGACAUGUUAUGGAUGGUGUUUAACAGAAAAUUUGUUGCGACAGAAACACAGACUGGGGGAAGAAAAAACACCACCCCGACCGCACCAAGUGAAGGAAGGCGUUGUUAUUAGCCUGCUAGCUAAGUUAGCUCUCGUGAUUAGCUUCUGAGCUAAAAGGUUUGUUCUCUGGGUAUAUUUGUUGAUCUGCUUCCCCGCGGAUUCGCUUCGGACUCGGGGUUUUUGUCACUACAUCGCCUCCCGUCCUGUGCGCUUUUUUCUUUUAUUUUUUAAUCCGGAGAUGAGCGCAAGAUGUCGGUUUCGGGACUGAAGGCCGAGCUGAAGUUUCUCGAGUCCAUUUUCGACACGAACCACGAGCGCUUCAGGAUCAUCGACUGGAAGCCCGAUGAGCUGAGCUGCCAGUUCAACGUGACCGGAGAGAAGCUGCUCAUCAUCCACUGCAACAUCACGGAAUCCUAUCCUUCAACGCCUCCGUUAUGGUUUGUGGACUCCGAUGACCCAAGUCUGACCCAAAUAUUGGAACGCCUGGAGGAUGUAAGAAAAGGCAAUACUCUGCUCCUGCAGCAGCUGAAGAGGCUGAUCUGUGACCUGUGUAGGCUGUAUAAUCUACCUCAGCAUCCUGAUGUAGAGAUGCUGGAUCAGCCUCUCCCCGCUGGCCCUGUCAACCAAGAAAGAAAGCAUGGUACCACAGAUGAAGUAACUUCGGAGGAGGAAGAGGAAGAAGACAUGGGAGAGGACAUAGAAGAGCUCGACCAUUAUGAGAUGAAAGAGGAAGAGCCGGUAGACGGAAAGAAGUCAGAGGAUGACGGCAUAGAGAAAGAGAACCUGGCCAUCCUCGAGAAGAUCCGCAAGAACCAGAGGCAGGACCACUUGAACGUAAGUGCUCAUUCGGGAGCCGUGUCCGGCUCCGUCCAAGCCUCCGAUCGUUUAAUGAAGGAACUCCGUGAGAUUUACCGAUCUCAAAGUUAUAAAUCAGGUAUCUAUUCGGUGGAGCUCGUUAACGAUAGCCUGUACGAGUGGCACGUCAAGCUAAGAACAGUUGAUCCAGACAGCCCUCUACACAGUGACCUUCAAGUGCUGAAAGAGAAGGAGGGCAUGGACUACAUCCUUCUCAAUUUCUCAUACAAAGACAACUUUCCCUUUGAUCCGCCGUUUGUACGAGUCGUUUCUCCUGUUCUUUCUGGAGGUUACGUCCUCGGAGGAGGGGCCCUGUGCAUGGAACUACUCACCAAGCAGGGCUGGAGCAGUGCCUAUUCUAUCGAGUCUGUCAUCAUGCAGAUUAACGCCACUUUAGUCAAAGGAAAAGCCAGAGUGCAAUUUGGAGCCAAUAAGAACCAAUACAAUCUUGCCAGAGCACAGCAGUCCUAUAAAUCACUGGUGCAGAUCCAUGAAAAGAAUGGCUGGUACACACCACCAAAAGAAGACGGAUAAGAAAAGCGAAACCAGUCUCUUCGUUCAAACAAGGACAGAAUGUUUCGGAGUCAACAGCUGUUCUUCUUUUUCCUUUAUUUUUUUUUUUUUCCUUCCCUCCUUUUCCUUUCUCAUCGUCUUGCUAGUUGAAGAUUCACCAUUUCUGGAUUAUAGACUUCUGAACUGAGUUGAGCUUGGAGAGUUGACUGGUCAACCAGAUUCCUCUGCCAUAGUUCCCUACACGUCACUGCUCAUUCCCUCCCAUUAGUUCUCCGUUCUUCCUGCUUUCUCUUCGGCUGUUUGGUUCACAGAGCGGAAUUGAACACUGCAGAUUUUUCCACAGCGAUGCCCGUGACCUCUUGCUACGUGGACGGGACGUCCCACAACCGGAGUCAUCCUGCAUAAACGCCAAGGUUCCUACACAACAGCAGGCUUUCGGAUAUCAGCGCUUACCCGACACCUCCCUUCGUUUCUCUAAGACGUGAACACGUGAACAUUGCGGAGAAAAAGGAAACUGGAGAGACUAGGUCGGGUGGAGGAGACUUAAGUGUUCAACACUUGUAAUGAAGAACCCACAUUUGUUCGUGUUUUUUUUUUUUUUUUUUUUUUUUUUUAAGAUGGAGGUUAAAUGCCAUUACAACUCCAUCCUUAUGUUCUCUUCUAAAUUUUUUUUUUCCUCCCCCCUGGUCACACCAAGAAUAUUUACCAGGCACGAUGGACUAGUUCACUGUAAAGUCAUGGGAAUGAUUUCCACCUGUAAGUAAACUUAAAAAGACGUAUCGCAGAGAUUUGGAUUUCGGACAGGGCCGGAUCGAUUUGAAACAUGCCCACGAGACUUGCGUCCGAAGAUCAAUCUCGCAAAUAGAAUAAGGAUAAAUUACUUAAUGGAUGUCCUCAUGUUGACAAAAGGAAUAUCUUUAAACAUGUUUUUAUGUACACAUGACUACUGCUGUUUUUUUUUUUUUUUUUUCCCCAUGUGAAAAUGGAAGUGAUGUGUGGCUUUUAUGCUGUCAUCAACUCUGCAGUUGUGAUCAUUCCUCUUUAACCAGUGUGAUUCCUGCUGUGUUUAUUACAUCAACGCUGUUAUGUAAAAUCUAAUUGUUUAUUUUUUUUAACCCCUCGUCAACUCGGGCACAUAGCAAGGUUGAAGUGUUAAGCAGUCAGUAAGAUUAUAAGUUCACAAACUAAUCAAAAAAUCGUAUUUUGGAAAGCUUAUUUAUGAUGCCCUGUUCCAUUUCUGUGGGGAGAAAAUCUGUAACACGACCAUUAUUGCCUUAAAACUCCCCUUUUAACAUCACCAUCCUUCCUGUUCCUGGUUUACGACUUCUCUCCUCAAAUCUUCAUCUUCCUAAUCUCCACACGGUCAGCUGCUUCAUAGUGUUGAUCAGGUGAUGGGUUUCGGACUUUUGGGUGAAAUCUUGCCACCCUGUUACAUCAGUACUCUUUUACACAUCCUGCAAAGGUUUGUUUGUUUUUGUUUGUUUGUUUUAAGGGGACAUUAUUUAAGACUCACGUUUCUCCUUACCAGAAAUCACCAUGUGAUCCACCUGGACAUUUUUCUUUUCCCCCUCUUCCUUUUUAUCCAUGGUUCAGAUUGCCUUCCUUAUCUUUUUUUUUUUUUUUGGUUUUAUUUGCAGCAUUAAAUAGCCAAUUGUUACUGUUGAUCGGUGGCUUAUCGAAGUUGAAACCAAGGCUCAUUUUAUUGUUAUUGGGGGGAUUAAGGAGGCUGGGUCGGGAAGAGGAUGCAAUAUUAAUGAGCUCUGCAGCACGCUGAAGUCGCAAGGGUGCAGUGUUUAUUUAUAGCGAAACCUCAAGUCAUUAACCUGUCCGGAAGAAAAUCCACCCGAACGACUUAAUGCGAUCUUCAAAGUCGUGCGGGAUUUUUUUUUUCUCCCCCAAACAGAAUUCUGAGUAUUUUCCUUUAUUGAUGCGUCGCUUAACAAUUUCCAACCCUGAUGGUGUUGAAUAUCUGCGAUGCGGCAGCGCUGUUUUUUUUUUUUUUAAUCUAUCCAGCUGUUUAACCAGAGCAUCUGCUCAAGCAGAGUCCAGAUCCUGUCAUUAAGCGUCAUUAAGCCGCAUUGCUUCGUCAGAUUCGGGGCCGGAGUUUGCACAGUCUCCAUCACUUCCAGGCCGGAUAGCUUCGCUGGAAAAUGGUAAGAUACUAACUUUUUUUUUUUUUUUUUUUUAGGAGCAAAGAAAAGGAAAAUUAAAACCAACAACAUUCCCCGGGGAAGUAUUUUGAAAUUAACGUGUGUUUAAAGGUGGAGUUUUCUUUUACAUCCCCAUGUGAUUUUUAAUAUCAGGGAGUGUUAACUUCAUGGAAUAGCUAAAGAUCUUUCAUCCCAUCCUGCAGUAAUGUAUUAAAGUCCAGCUUAGUUUCCUGUUUUUAAAUCCGAUUCUCUCUCAGCGUGCUCCUGGAUUUAUGAUGAGCACUCUGAAGGUCCCCCAGCCUGUUCGACACUCGUGAAAGAUCUUGGUGGGGAGGAUGAGAGCACAGACCAGGGAUGUGUUUUAGUAAGAGGAUUGGAUCGGCUCGUAUCGCCGCAGUCUCUCAGGCUUGUUUACUCAAGUUCACUUGGGUGUGUCGCUGAGAUCGAGAGCAGCAGGUGACGUGAAAGUGAUAAACCCUUGACACAUCUGGAUUUUUUUUUUUUUUUUGGCAGAGGCCGACCGGUUUAUUCAUCCCCCCCCCUCAAAACACGCUUCUGCUGCCCGAGUUACAUCUGUGCACGGGGAAGAAAGACAUGGUCCACAUGGGAAUCACUACAGUGUGAACAGGGCAUUUUGUUACAGCGACGUUAUUUAACCGUAUUGGCCGAGCGGAACCCUGAUAUCUGAUUAAGAAUAUAUGGAGAAAGGUAUACAAAAACGCCCAGAGAGAACGCUUAACCUUAAUUAAGGGCAGGUUGUGUGGUGAUCGAACCUUCACUUGAGCAGUUCUUGAUUGGUUUAUGAUGGGGGGGGGGUUAUGCACUGUUAGCAUGCAUUGGUUUUAUUUUUUGCUUUUUUUUUUUCUUCCGUUUUUCCAUUGUGUAAUUUUGACCUUGUACAUACAAUUUGUAAACUUGCAUCAAGUUUAUGAAUAAAGAAUUUUAAGAAAUA
Messenger RNA from Silurus meridionalis, 4895 nucleotides. It is a transcript of the gene ube2q1, whose product is annotated as ubiquitin-conjugating enzyme E2Q family member 1. Bases 675 to 1814 code for a protein of 379 amino acids. The record is from RefSeq and is a predicted model, not a curated record. NCBI's taxonomy places the organism in Eukaryota, Metazoa, Chordata, Actinopteri, Siluriformes, Siluridae. The transcript has 13 exons.